Doryrhamphus excisus (bluestripe pipefish) is the source of this 4051-nucleotide messenger RNA. RefSeq names its product protein tyrosine phosphatase non-receptor type 11a (gene ptpn11a). Gene Ontology annotation, biological process: protein dephosphorylation; positive regulation of ERK1 and ERK2 cascade. Gene Ontology annotation, cellular component: cytoplasm. Gene Ontology annotation, molecular function: non-membrane spanning protein tyrosine phosphatase activity; receptor tyrosine kinase binding; cell adhesion molecule binding. Lineage: Eukaryota; Metazoa; Chordata; Actinopteri; Syngnathiformes; Syngnathidae. The record is from RefSeq and is a predicted model, not a curated record.
GCUACUGCAAAAACGGUCGCACCAGGUGUCAAAAAACAACGCAUCCUAUGUUUUGUCGCAGGUUUGGUGACGUCCAACAAUCGACUUGGUCUGAAGUCUGCGGGACAGGCCUAAACACUUUUCAUGUACAACUUGAUCUCACUUUUUUGUCCAUGCCGUCAUUUCGGUAAACAUACUGGCCGGAUAUGAACCGAUGAAACGCUUUUUUCUGUGAUUUGAAGCGAGAACGGUCUGGAAGGUUCGCCACCUAGCUUGAGCUACUGCUAGCUGCCAAGAGGGGAAGGAAGUGAGGAGAGAAAAAAAUGACAUCUCGGAGGUGGUUUCACCCCAACAUCACAGGCGUGGAGGCCGAGAACCUCCUCCUGACUCGCGGCGUGGACGGCAGCUUUUUAGCCAGACCCAGCAAGAGCAACCCAGGAGACUUCACCCUGUCAGUACGGCGGAACGGCGCCGUCACCCACAUUAAGAUCCAGAACACGGGGGACUACUAUGACCUCUACGGCGGGGAGAAGUUUGCCACGCUGGCCGAGCUGGUGCAGUAUUACAUGGAACACCACGGGCAGCUGAAGGAGAAAAACGGAGACGUCAUUGAGCUCAAGUAUCCUCUCAACUGUGCCGACCCGACCUCAGAGAGGUGGUUUCACGGACACUUGUCGGGUCGCGAGGCAGAGAAGCUGCUGACGGAGAAAGGGAAGAACGGAAGCUUCCUGGUCCGGGAGAGUCAGAGCCAUCCAGGGGACUUUGUCCUGUCGGUGCGCACGGGCGACGACAAGACAGACAGCAGUGACAGCAAACCCAAAGUCACACACGUCAUGAUACGCUGCCAGCAUGACCUCAAGUACGACGUGGGCGGGGGUGAGAAGUUUGACUCCCUGACAGACCUGGUGGAGCACUACAAGAAGAACCCCAUGGUGGAGACCCUGGGCACCGUGCUCCAACUCAAGCAGCCCCUCAACACCACUCGCAUCAACGCCGCAGAGAUCGAAAGUCGAGUUCGGGAGCUGAGCAAGCUGGCAGAGGCCACCGACAAGGUCAAGCAAGGCUUUUGGGAAGAAUUUGAGACCUUACAGCAGCAGGAGUGCAAGCUGCUCUACAGCCGCAAAGAAGGCCAGAGGGCCGAGAACAAGAACAAGAACAGAUACAAGAAUAUUUUGCCUUUCGACCACACGCGGGCAGUACUGAACGACGGCGACCCCAACGAGCCCGGCUCUGACUACAUCAAUGCCAAUAUCAUCAUGGUAGUAUCUACUAGCAUGGUAAACGGCCUUCAGCCCCACGACACACACAGGACCGCUACCACUGACCGUGAAGACAUCGAUGGUGUGCUUUUUCUUAAGCCGGACCUGGACUCCAAGUGUAACAGCACCAAGGUGAAGAAGUCCUACAUCGCCACGCAGGGCUGCCUGCAGAACACCAUCAGUGACUUCUGGAGGAUGGUGUUCCAGGAGAACUCUCGAGUCAUCGUCAUGACCACCAAGGAGGUGGAGAGAGGAAAGAGUAAGUGUGUCAAGUACUGGCCCGACAUGUCUGCUCUGAAGGAGUAUGGCGCCAUGCGUGUUCGCAACGUCAGAGAGACGGCAGCGCACGACUACAUCCUCCGAGAGCUCAAACUGUCCAAAGUUGGCCAAGGCAACACAGAGCGUACGGUCUGGCAGUACCACUUCAGGGCGUGGCCCGACCACGGUGUCCCGACGGACCCCGGCGGCGUUCUAGACUUCCUGGAGGAGGUCAACCUGAAGCAGGAGAGCAUCCUGGACGCGGGACCCAUAGCAGUUCACUGCAGCGCGGGGAUCGGGCGAACAGGGACGUUCAUCGUGAUCGACAUCCUCAUCGACGUCAUCAGGGAAAAAGGGGUGGACUGUGACAUCGACGUGCCCAAGACCAUCCAGAUGGUACGCUCGCAGCGCUCGGGGAUGGUGCAGACGGAGGCGCAGUACCGCUUCAUCUACAUGGCGGUGCAGCACUACAUCGAGACGCUGCAGAGGCGCAUCGUAGAGGAGCAGAAAAGUAAAAUCAAAGGUCGCGAGUACACCAACAUCAAGUACUCCUUGUCUGACCUGACGGGAGGAGAGCAGAGCCCGUUGCCUCCGUGCACGCCUCUUCCAACGCCCACCUGCACAGAGAUGAGGGAAGACAACUCCCGAGUGUACGAGAACGUGGGCCUGAUGCAGCAGCAGAAGAGCUUCAGAUGAGACUCUCCUUCGACCCCUCCCUGGUCCUCCUGCUGGUUCCACGACCCUGACGCCCCGACCGUUUCUUCGCCAGUGACGGAACAACGGACAAACACGACAACAGUACAACGCCGGAGAGCGCCUCGUCCCGUUCUCGCUCUCGCCAAACCACUGUGAUCCUCACGCCUGCCUCUGAGAGGCGCCAAAUCCCCAACGAAAGAAAGCGCAGUCCGGGUUUAGCUGUAGUCGGCGCUGGGAAGAGCGAGCGCCUAAACAUCAACUUCAUCCUCCAUUUUUUUCCUCUUUUUUUUAACGAAUAACUAAAGCUAAAUACGUAGAUUGUAGACUGACCUGAGAAAGUUCUGUGCCAACAUCUCAUCGUCCACUUCAAAGGUCAACGCGGGUGCUGAGGGAGACGUUUCCCAGGCGUAGAACGUAAAACCCACGCGUACGCUUUCACUGACCUCGCCACAACUGCCUUGACAAGAAACGUGCGUCCUCUCGCCACGUCGCCGCCUCAACUCGAAUGUCCUUCACGUUGCCGCGGUCACGCCUCGUCUGAUUGGCUGCGCUCAUCGUCCAAUUAAGAGUUCAGAGAUGCCCACAUUGAGAUUCCUCCACAUGGCUGCCAAAACGGCACACAAAACAAAACUUUAGCUUUCAUGCUAACCUUGAAGUGCAGAAUACAUAUGUGUCUUGUUUGAAACAGCAAUUGCCUUUCAUGAACCGUUGCCUCCUUUGAGCACCGUCACGUGGUCUUUACAGGUAGGGUCAAAGGUGACGAGGAGCCCGAUAUCACCGGUGAUUAGCUUAGCUUAGCAUAAGCCUGAGCGGUAACCGUUUUAUAGAAAACAUGAACGUGUUAGCAACGUGCUGCAGACAUCGUCCAUCAGCCAUAGUGCUGUUACCAUGGAGAUGUUUACUCCCUCGGAAAAACACUAACCCUGUGAGACCACAAACACUAUUUUUAACAAACACUAUCAAGUGUGUCGCAUUCAAAGGGAGACUGGAAUAUUCCCUUCCUGAAGCGUGGAGAAAUCUCUAUGGAAUGUAAAAUGAGCCCAAAAGAACAGAAAGUCUUGUCUUUCCGAGCAUAGCCAGACAGACGAGGGAUGCAAACUUUGCAUUUCCUGUUUCACAAUAAAAUGUCAAUGUCAUUUAAUGCGAAUCUGCAGCUGCCAUGUAUCUCCAUGGCUCACCGGUGCCUCUAGAGAAACCUAAUGGUAUUACAAGACAUGCGCAAUGAGGCUGAACUACACUUUUUGAAACUGCUUAAUGCUAAGCUAACUGGUGCUGUCAGUUUUCUCCUGUAAAGAUCUGACUUCCCGUCCGCCGUCGGAUGUUUCCGCUCAUUUCAAACGUGGCCUCAAGAUUUCUCAUGUGGAGCCUUUGCGGAGUGCUCACGUUCCGCUCGCCGCUCAAACGCCCCGCCCCCUUCCGUGCCGCUGCCGUACCUUCCGACUAACCCCCACCGACUGGGAUACUUACGCGUGUAGCGGCGUGCUAUAGCUUGCGAAUCAUGAUAGGCCCCGCCCACAUUAACCAUAACAACACGUCGGUGCAUAGACGUGCCUUCUGUGCGACCACGCUUGUUUUUAGUGCCCCUGACUCCCACCAUUCCAUCACUCGGACGUGACUCUUUGACCCCAGAAACAAAAGUCUAUUUUUGAAGGUGUAUAUUGUACAUGAGCAGAAUGUACUUAGCAGAAAUAACAUAUCUACUUGCCAGUAAGAUAAAGUGUAUGUAUAUGCAUCGUGCCGUCCUUGGCAGCACGAAACAGAGUUUAUUAAAAAAAAGAAAAAAUGCAGUUAACCACGUUAACGUCCUCACUAAGAAUAAAUGGCGAGCUCAUGCCUCAUUUCACUACCAUGUCUUUGAU